CGCGAGACUCUAAAAAUGACAACAUGAAGUUUACAAAAAGUUUACAAAUUUCCACAGACCUCUAAUAUUCUCCGCUUGUGUGGGUCUGAACCACACGAUGGAUCGUUUAAUACUAGAUUGGAUUAUGCAGUACUUUAUUAUCGUGUUUUUCUUAUUGGGUUCGCCCGCUGAAGCCAUGAGUAAGCUGGAGAAAAGAGAACUCAAGGAAAUGGUGCUAGAAAUGUUUGACCAUGGAUAUAACAGUUAUAUGCAACAUGCUUAUCCUGCUGAUGAACUGAUGCCUCUUAAAUGUAUGGGGCGUGUGAGGGGCAAACAUCGUUCAAGGGGUGACAUAGAUGAUGCGCUUGGAAAUUUUUCCUUGACCCUUGUGGAUACACUAGAUAGCUUAGUGGUCCUAGGGAAGAUAGAAGAGUUUGAAAAAGCAGUUCGUAUGAUAAUCCGUGAUGUCACAUUUGAUACAGACAUCGUCGUCUCUGUAUUUGAGACAAAUAUCAGAAUGAUUGGGGGUCUUCUAGGAGGUCAUGUUUUAGCUGACCUACUUAAACAAAGUGGUGACGCCAUGUUGUGGUACGACGAUGAAUUGCUCAAUCUUGCCAAAGAUCUUGGAAACAGGCUACUUCCUGCAUUCAACACUUCAACAGGCAUUCCCUUUCCUCGGGUCAACUUGCGUUUUGGUGUGAAUAAAGCCACAUCGCGCACAGGGCAUGAGAAGGACACGUGUACUGCAUGCGCUGGUACAAUGAUUCUAGAAUUUGCAGCCCUCAGUCGUCUUACUGGUGAUCCAAUUUAUGAGGAAAAGGCAAGAAAGGCCAUGAGUUUCUUGUGGCAGCAACGUAACGUAGCUUCGGACCUGGUGGGGACUGUCAUCAACAUCCACAAUGGAGACUGGGUACGACGCGAUGCGGGUGUAGGUGCUGGAACAGACUCUUAUUAUGAAUACUUGCUCAAAGCAUACAUCCUCCUAGGUGAUGAGACAUACUUGGACAGAUUUAACAAGCAUUAUACCUCUAUCAUGCGAUACAUUAACCAGGGUCCUAUGCUCGUUGACGUACAUAUGCAUCGUCCUACCUCUAACUCUAAGAACUUCAUGGAUUCUCUCUUAGCCUUUUGGCCAGGAUUACAGGUUCUAAAGGGCGACAUCAAGCCUGCUAUAGAGAUACAUGAAAUGUUGUACCAAGUUAUGCAGAGGCACAACUUUUUACCUGAGGCUUUCACUACAGACUUCAGAGUGCAUUGGGGCCAACAUCCUCUCAGACCUGAGUUUGUAGAGUCAACAUACUUCCUUUAUAAGGCCACCAAUGACCCAUACUACUUGGAAGUGGGCAAAGUUGUACUGCAGAAUCUCAAUCAACAUGCAAGGGUGGACUGUGGCUUUGCAGCUAUAAAGGAUGUCACAUCUGGGGAACUGGAGGAUCAAAUGGAUUCAUUUGUGCUUGCGGAAACAUUCAAAUAUCUCUACCUGCUAUUUGCUGAAAAAGAGGAUAUGUGGCUUGAUGUUGAUGACUUUGUGUUCACCACUGAGGCCCAUCUGCUUCCCUUAACUCUCUCUGUCUACCAGUACAAUGUCACAAAUUCUUCUUCCAAGAGUGGAGUGAAUGUUGUAUUUGAUGAAGAUGAGAUUGAGAUUAACGUCCAUGAUGAUGAUCCCCAUUUUACCCGCAGUUGUCCCAACACUCAGAUCAUCUACAAAAAUAAUGUCAGAUAUGCCCAACUUGUUCGCAACCCUCUAAAGGACCUGGUGAAUGAUGCUUGCCCCAAACCAAAGAUUCUACACCCAUCACAGCCAAGAUUAAGAGCUUCAGAUUUCCUAGUAGGCAACAAAGACCAGAUGGCUGAACUUCAGAAGAUGGGAAUAAGGCUAGUGACAAUGCAAGAUGGAAGAGUUCAGCUGCUUCAUACAGCUUCAGAGGCGCUCACUCCCAAGGAUGCAGAAGAUGGAAUGAUGUUCAUGCAAGAGAUGAUUGAACUGUCAAAGACUCAACCUAAUGAAGUGCAACAUGAGCCUCGUGUUGUCCAGCUGGUGUCAGCCCCAUACUUUGGAAGUGUCUCAUGGAGUGCUGGUCCUGCACAAUUUGGCUAUGACCUGAAGACAAGCAAACAUGUGGUUGGCAAGGUGACGGUGGUGGACCCAAUCACAGGGUGUGGAGAACUGAACAAUUGGGAUGAAGUCAUGGGCAAAAUCGCCAUUUUGAAUCGUGGAGAUUGUAUGUUCGUUGAUAAGGCUCGGAACAUACAGAAAGGUGGCGCUAUAGCGGGUAUUGUUAUAGAUAACCAACCUGACACAAGUAAUGACCAAUCACCACUCUUUGCCAUGUCUGGUGAUGGAAAAGAUGAUGUGACAAUCCCCAUGGUCUUCCUGUUUAGUAAGGAGGGUGCAGAUUUAAGGGAGGCAAUCUUGGAGAGCAGUGAGCUGGAAGUGUUGCUAGGCUAUGUGGCAAGGUCUGCAGAUAAUAUUAUGGAAGAUAUGCUACAUAAGGGGCUAUCUCAGCCAUUAAAUCCUGAUGUAUUCUACGACAGAGAAAUAGAGGAAGCAACACAAGAGAUCAGCGUAGCCAGUGAAGAUGCACCCUUCAUCGUUACCCUAGGGGAAAAUAGUCUUAAUGUCAAGGGAGAUGGCUACGAAAUGAAAAUCACGGCAAAAAUAAUCCCAGUUGGUAUUAAUCCUGCUACACCACAUGUAACAGUUGAUGCUUCCCGGGUGACUAUAACUCAUGAUUCAGGACUACCCAAGUUAAUCAAAAUUGAUGUUGUUACACGCUUACCUCAUAAUGUCGACAAGACCUCCCAAGGCGCUAUUAAUCAAUUCAAUUUAGACUUUUUGACUGUACUCAACAAAAGAACAAACUUUUUAAGAAUAUUAGCCAAAAGUGAUUAUGACGGUGAGUAUUCCAAUAUUUUUGAAAAAUUGUCAGGCGUCAUAAUGGCGAGAGGAAAUGUUGGAGAAUUAGUACAAUCGACUAAUCGGGUUUGCAUCAAUAAACUUGCUAAUGAACUGGAAUUAACUACGCAAGUAAAAGUUGAUGAUGAUCCCGGAGAAUUAUCUGAAAAUGUUCAUGAGAAAUGGAUGCGGGAGACUAUGGCUGAACAUGAGGAUGAUGAGGAUGUGAAACGUAAUUUGUUGAAGAAUACAAUACCUAAAGAAGUUCUUAAUAAAAUUCAGGAUGCAUUGAAUGAACAAGAGGACAACAUUAAGUUUCGUAUGAAUAAACGCCAGGAGGCAUACAGAGAAAAACUUGAGAAACAUUAUGCAACUGAACUGGAUUUAAAUGAAGCUCAAGACUCUAGUCAACCCAUGGAUGGGACAGAUGGUGUGUUUUCGGAAUACCAUGGCAGUGGAAAGGAGGAGAAAGAGGUCAACAGGGACACUCAAAAACAUUGGGAAAAAAUCCGUUCAGAGAUUCAAGAACGUUGGCAAAAUGUCAAACAAAAAUUAGAGAAACAAAUCAAAGAAGAUGAAGACAGCGAAGAAAUGGCAGAGAAGUUAAAGAAGAUAGCAAAGAAAUUAAAUAAUUUAAAUCCCAACAUUGGUAAUAUUCAGCGUGAGAGAGAAGAAAUAGAAUUAGCAGAAAAAUAUCAAAACAUUGCGAUAUCAAAAGAGCAUAAAGAUAUAUUAGAUACAUUAGAUGAACAUAAAGCUGAUGCUCCAAAAUAUAAAAAAACAAAUAUACGUAUUCAGAUGGAUAGUCAAAACACUCAUAUCACACAGGGCCAUAGAAAAACCAGUGUUGAAGCAGAUACACAAGACUCUAAAACUGAAGAAAGAAGGACUAAGUCUCAAAAUGAAAAUCAAAAACGGACAGAAUUAUAAAACAUAUACAUGUGCAUGUCAAUUGUGGAUCAAAUAUUGCAAUGAUCAUUUUGAAAACGUGAGAAAUUGUGGAUAGAAAAAGAAUCACUGUGGAUUCUUUUUUCAUACAAUACUGAACUCCCGUUAUAUUUCACGAGAUUUAAUUUCCCGAUUUUUUGAGAAAUUAUAAUUUUGCAGCUAUUAAAGGAGCAUGUACAGGUUAUCGCAAACAAUUUCAAACGAUUCUAACUUGAAGUAUGAAUAUUUUCUGAUCAUGAACAUCCAUUCAUUAUCUUCAAGAAAAGUAUAUAUAUUGAUAAUUUAGUUGAUCAGAACUAAGUGAUAUUGAAGGGGCAAUGGACCAAUCAACAUACUUUUUCAAAAAUGUUGACCUAAUUUCAACCAAAAAUGCAACCUUUUAUUAUAUUGUUGAAUGCAUAAUUACAAUGUGCUUUGAGACAUGUUCGAUCUCCUAAAAGGAAAAGUUGAUUGCUCCAGGGACUUUAAAGA
Messenger RNA from Owenia fusiformis, 4297 nucleotides. NCBI's taxonomy places the organism in Eukaryota, Metazoa, Annelida, Polychaeta, Sabellida, Oweniidae. The record is from the annotation of a GenBank genome assembly.